GAUGUCGGCUGGCGGGCGUCGUUCUGCGCUUCUGUGGGGAGGGUCUCCGUGACAGGCGCUCGACGGAGACGACGGACGAGCCGAGUCCCCAGAGCGAGGGUGAGGGGCGGCCGCGGCGGAUCGGGCAGGGCCGGGCGUGGUGCCCAGGGCGCCCCCGCCGCGGGCCGUGACUUUUGGGAGCGUGCGGGAACGGGGAGCGUCGGGUGCCCAAGGCCCGUGAUGCCCCGCCGCCGCCCGGGAGGCCGGGAAGCCGAGCUCCGCGGGGCCCCCGAUGCCGCCGACUGGCUCUGACCCCGCCAGAAUGAACAGGAAGAAAGGAGACAAGGGCUUUGAAAGCCCAAGGCCGUAUAAAUUAACCCAUCAGGUCGUCUGCAUCAACAACAUAAACUUCCAGAGAAAAUCUGUCGUGGGAUUUGUGGAACUGACUAUAUUUCCCACAGUUGCAAACUUAAAUAGAAUCAAGUUGAACAGCAAGCAAUGUAGAAUAUACCGAGUGAGGAUCAAUGACUUAGAAGCUGCCUUUAUUUAUAAUGAUCCAACUUUGGAAGUUUGUCACAGCGAAUCGAAACAGAGAAAUCUCAAUUACUUCUCCAACGCUUACGCGGCUGCGGUUAGUGCUGUGGAUCCUGACGCAGGGAAUGGGGAGCUGUGCAUUAAGGUUCCAUCAGAGCUGUGGAAACAUGUCGAUGAGUUAAAGGUCCUAAAGAUACACAUCAAUUUUUCUUUGGAUCAGCCGAAAGGAGGUCUGCAUUUCGUGGUACCCAGUGUAGAGGGAAGCAUGGCAGAGAGAGGUGCUCAUGUGUUCUCUUGUGGGUAUCAAAACUCCACAAGAUUUUGGUUCCCAUGUGUCGAUUCAUACUCUGAGCUAUGCACGUGGAAGUUAGAGUUCACAGUGGACGCUGCCAUGGUGGCGGUCUCCAAUGGAGACUUGGUGGAGACCGUGUACACCCAUGACAUGAGGAAGAAGACCUUCCAUUACAUGCUCACCAUUCCAACAUCUGCAUCCAACAUCUCCUUGGCCAUUGGACCUUUUGAAAUCCUCGUAGAUCCAUACAUGCACGAGGUCACUCAUUUUUGUUUACCUCAGCUUCUGCCUUUGCUUAAACAUACCACGUCGUAUCUUCAUGAAGUUUUCGAAUUUUAUGAAGAAAUUCUUACAUGUCGAUACCCAUAUUCCUGUUUUAAGACUGUAUUCAUUGAUGAAGCUUAUGUUGAAGUGGCUGCUUAUGCCUCCAUGAGCAUUUUUAGCACAAAUCUGCUGCACAGUGCUAUGAUUAUAGAUGAGACACCUUUGACCAGAAGGUGUUUAGCCCAGUCUUUGGCCCAGCAGUUUUUUGGGUGUUUCAUAUCCAGAAUGUCUUGGUCUGAUGAAUGGGUAUUGAAAGGAAUUUCCGGUUAUAUUUAUGGUCUUUGGAUGAAAAAAACUUUUGGUGUUAAUGAAUACCGCCACUGGAUUAAAGAGGAGCUGGACAAAAUAGUGGCGUAUGAACUAAAAACUGGUGGAGUUUUAUUACAUCCCAUAUUUGGUGGAGGAAAAGAGAAGGAUAACCCAGCGUCCCAUCUGCACUUCUCCAUAAAGCACCCACAUACGCUCUCCUGGGAGUACUACACCAUGUUCCAGUGCAAAGCCCACCUUGUGAUGAGGCUGAUUGAGAACAGGAUCAGCAUGGAGUUCAUGCUGCAGGUUUUCAAUAAACUGCUAAGUUUGGCUAGUACUGCUUCAUCUCAGAAGUUCCAGUCACAUAUGUGGAGUCAGAUGUUGGUUUCCACAUCUGGAUUUUUGAAAUCCAUCUCAAACGUCUCUGGCAAAGACAUCCAGCCUUUAAUAAAGCAGUGGGUAGACCAGAGCGGAGUGGUAAAAUUUUAUGGAAGUUUUGCCUUUAAUAGGAAGCGAAAUGUCUUGGAACUGGAAAUAAAACAAGAUUAUACAUCUCCUGGAACCCAGAAAUAUGUGGGACCACUUAAAGUGACAGUACAGGAAUUAGAUGGAUCCUUCAAUCAUACAUUGCAAAUUGAAGAAAACAGCCUUAAACAUGAUAUACCUUGCCAUUCCAAAAGCAGAAGGAAUAAGAAGAAAAAAAUUCCACUGAUGAAUGGUGAAGAAGUUGACAUGGAUCUUUCUGCAAUGGACGCCGACUCCCCGCUGCUGUGGAUCCGGAUAGACCCGGACAUGGCGGUGCUGCGGCGGGCGGACUCGGAGCAGGCGGACUUCAUGUGGCAGUACCAGCUCCGCUACGAGCGGGACGUGGUGGCGCAGCAGGAGGCCAUCGCGGCCCUGGAGCGCUUCCCCACCCCCGCGUCCCGGCUCGCGCUCACCGACGUCCUGGAGCAGGAGCAGUGCUUCUACCGCGUGCGCAUGGCCGCCUGCUUCUGCCUCGCAAAGAUUGCAAAUUCAAUGGUGAGCACAUGGACAGGACCACCAGCUAUGAAGUCACUCUUUACUAGGAUGUUUUGUUGUAAAACUUGUCCAAACAUUGUGAAAACAAACAACUUUAUGAGCUUUCAAAGUUACUUUCUACAGAAGACUAUGCCAGUUGCAAUGGCCUUAUUGAGAGAUGUUCACAACCUUUGUCCCAAAGAAGUCUUAACAUUUAUUUUAGACUUAAUCAAGUACAAUGACAACAGAAAAAAUAAGUUUUCAGAUAACUAUUAUCGCGCAGAGAUGAUUGAUGCCCUUGCCAACUCUGUUACGCCUGCAGUCAGCGUGAAUAAUGAAGUCCGAACUUUGGAUAACUUAAAUCCGGACGUGCGACUCAUUCUUGAAGAAAUCACUAGGUUUUUGAACAUGGAAAAACUUCUUCCAAGUUACAGGCACACCAUCACCGUCAGCUGUCUGAGGGCCAUACGAGUGCUUCAGAAGAAUGGGCAUGUGCCCAGCGACCCGUCUCUCUUCAGAUCUUACGCAGAGUAUGGCCACUUUGUGGACAUCAGAAUAGCAGCUUUGGAAGCGGUGGUUGAUUACACUAAAGUGGACAGGAGUUAUGAAGAAUUACAGUGGCUACUUAACAUGAUUCAGAAUGACCCUGUACCCUAUGUAAGACAUAAAAUUCUAAAUAUGUUGACUAAAAACCCACCCUUUACUAAGAGCAUGGAGUCUCCCUUAUGCAAUGAAGCUUUGGUAGAUCAACUUUGGAAACUUAUGAAUUCUGGCACUUCACACGACUGGAGGCUGCGGUGUGGGGCUGUGGACUUGUACUUCACGCUUUUUGGCCUCAGUAGACCUUCCUGCUUACCCUUGCCAGAACUUGGCUUGGUCCUUAAUUUGAAAGAGAAAAAAGCUGUCUUGAAUCCAACCAUCAUUCCAGAGGCCAUAGCAGGCAACCAAGAAGCUGCAGUGAACCCAAGCAGCCACGCACAGCUAGCUGGAUUCCAGAACCCUUUUUCAAGUUCUCAAGAGGAAGAAGAGAUUGAUAUGGAUACUGUUCAUGAUAGCCAGGCAUUCAUUUCCCAUCAUCUAAACAUGCUUGAAAGGCCGUCAACUCCGGGGCUCUCCAGAUAUCGGCCAGCUAACUCGCGAUCUGCUCUGACGCCCCAGCACUCAGCAGGCUGUGACGGCACGCCCACCACGAAGCCCCAGUGGAACAUGGAGCUCCCACGGAAGGGGACAGGUAAAGAGCAGCCCCCUCUGGAGAUGAGCGUGCAUCCGGCCGCAGCAGCUCCGCUGUCGGUGUUUGGCAAGGAGCCCGCGUCCUCCAAGCACGGCGAGCACCACCACCACCACCACCACGAGCACAAGAAGAAGAAGAAGAAGCACAAGCACAAGCACAAGCACAAGCACAAGCGGGACGGCCGAGAGCGGGCCCGGGCGCCGCUCGCCUUCCCCAGCCCCGCCGGCGGCAGGUCCGCGCGCUCGCCGUCCCUGUCCGACUGAGCCGGCCGGGACCGCCCCCGCCGCGUGCAGAACGGCGUACAGACUGAGACAGAACGGCGUACAGACUGAGACGGGCCGGGGACCGCUCCCCCUGCCUACAGAACGGCAUACAGAAUCAGCAUCAUCAGCUGGGAAGAUGAUAGAAAAAGUCACCUCUUGUAGAGACUCAAGUUCUAAAUAUUUGAUUUAUAUUAUUUAUACAGUUGAAACCUAAUUAGGAAAAUGUGUUUUAUCAUCCUGAGUAAACCACCUCAUCCGGUUUCUUCCUGGAAACACACACACACAGCAGACCCUUCCUCAGGGCCUCAUAUGCACGGGCAGCCCCCAUCACAUCAUGGUCUCCGUGUGUACUGCCAAAGUCAAUUAUGUUUUAAAGCCUUUGAUUGAUACGAUGGUACAAAGCUAUGUUUUAAACAGAAGCUACUGCCAAGCCUGUGGUAAAACCACUGUUUCCAAUGAAAUAUUGUAUGGCACCAUUUGGAACUACUGAAUGCUGGAGCCUUUUCUAGAGGGCUCUUCUAUUGCGUGUUUUUGUGUGUAUCUGUAAACUGUAGAAACCAAUGCUGAAGUUUUCAGAGGCAGCUUUAAAAAAAAAAAAAGGCUUUUCUGAUAGCACAUUUGGUCAUUAUGUUGUUGGAAUUUAACAAAACUACCAAAUCCACGGUUCUCAAAUCAAGAUGUUUAAAUUAUAACUUCCUUUUUUUAUUAAGUAUCAGUGAAUACAUUCAUAUGUAGAACAUGUUUACCAAAUGUGCACAAUUAAUACACCCAAUACAUAUUCUAAAAUUAUUUCUCUAACGAUGUGGUACCUUAAAAAGGUGUUUAUGUGCUGUUCAUAAGCGUAAAUGUAGACAUUUUGACCCUCAGCGUGAGUAUACCAGCAGUAUUUAAAAAACAUACAAAACAUUUUGGUUUCCUACUUCAAUAGUUUGUAUGUUUGUGUGGUUUUUUUAAUUUCCAGAUUUACCAUGUGCUUUAUUGUUUGCCUAAAAAUGUUGCUCAUACCUGUUCUAUUUUAAUCAUUCCCCUUAACAUUUAGAAAGUGUGACUGAAUACUUCUUCCCAGAAUAGAUGUUUCAAAGGGAUUUGGUAAUGUUGGACUUAAAUAUACUUGUUUAAUAAAUAACUUUUU
Budorcas taxicolor (takin) is the source of this 5003-nucleotide messenger RNA. It is a transcript of the gene TAF2, whose product is annotated as TATA-box binding protein associated factor 2. NCBI's taxonomy places the organism in Eukaryota, Metazoa, Chordata, Mammalia, Artiodactyla, Bovidae. Bases 272 to 3871 code for a protein of 1199 amino acids. Gene Ontology annotation, cellular component: transcription factor TFIID complex. Gene Ontology annotation, molecular function: RNA polymerase II general transcription initiation factor activity; transcription cis-regulatory region binding; chromatin binding. Gene Ontology annotation, biological process: transcription initiation at RNA polymerase II promoter. The record is from RefSeq and is a predicted model, not a curated record. The transcript has 26 exons.